Molecule: messenger RNA, 2124 nt
Organism: Leishmania mexicana MHOM/GT/2001/U1103
Lineage: Eukaryota; Euglenozoa; Kinetoplastea; Trypanosomatida; Trypanosomatidae
Exons: 1
Coding region: 1-2124 (707 amino acids)
Molecular function (GO): protein binding
Source: RefSeq, a predicted model, not a curated record
AUGCUCCGCCGCGGCAUCGAACCAGAUGUGCUCAUGUACACGUCGCUCAUCUCCACCAUGGGCCGUGCUGGCCUUGAGUGGCAGGCGUACAAGCUCUUCUCUCGCAUGAUCGAGCAGAACAUUCAGCCGCUGCCCGAGACAUACGUGGCAUUGCGCGAUGCCACCUCGAGGCAGCGCGUGGCUCUGCGGGAGAAAAUCCAAACCAAAAUUGAGGAGGCAGUGGACGUGUUCCCGGAGGAGCUGGCCAGGGCGGAGCGUGAGCGGCAGAGGGAAGAAGACCGACGCUGCAUCGCCAAGUUCAACGAGUACAUGCGUGGGGUGCUGCCCGCCACAACUUCGAGUCCGCCAGUGCCAGCGCUGUCGCUGGGUGCCGCGGGUGCUGCACCCGAAGCUGAAGCGACACCGUCUGGAGAUUGCGCUGGUGCACCCCCGGGCGAGUCCGAAGCAGGUGCAGCCUCAUCCAGCGGCACCAUUGCCACUAUGCACAUCCGAAAUCCCACCGAUGCAUGGAACACGACACAGAUGGCACAAGAUGUGCGCAGCCAUGCACAGUCCACGGCAAAGGGCAACACUGCUGCUGAACUGCGCGUGUCUCUUGAACGUAUGGACGAGGAGGAGCUGCGUAUCUACCUGGCCGCGCAGCGCCAGCUCCGUCACGGCACAAAGACGCAACUUAUCGAUCGCGUCCUGAAAACCGUGAGUGCAAGCUCGAUUCGUGCCAUGCUGGACCGCCGGUGCCACUAUUUUCGCUCUGUGGAGCAAAUCCUGGCCGCCGACCUGCGGCAGCUGAACAUGUCGGAGCCCUCAGAUAUCACGCCGUUGUCGAACACAGACGCCGGCGCCCGUGCAGAUGCCGCGCAGGACCGAACCCUGGGGAACGCCGAGAAGGAUUCUUUGACACCGGAGGUUCUCUACGCCCCGUGGGGCAUCCUGCGGAAGCCUCAGCGCCGCUGCAAAGGGCCGGCGGUGCCUCGCAACGCGGAGCGGUUUGAGCGCGUUCGCUUGUCUGAGCCGGAGUUGCUUCUCAUUCACAGCAAGGCGGUGUCGAACGACCUGGAUGAGCUCCCAGAGUCCUUGCUCCGGCGCUACGCUUACCAGUUUCAGCUGCGCUGGCGCCGCAGGGAGGGGGCGGCAUCACUCCUACAGGCGGUGCAGUGGCACGUGACCACGUAUGUGGGAAGUGCGCUGCAGAAUGGGGGCGAGAGGGCAGGCUCAGGCGAUUUGCUCGCGUCUCCGGCACCGACGCCACCGAUUCGGUUGCAGAAAGAGGCGGAGGGUAUGCGGGAGACACUCGAGAACUACGAAGCUUUUCGGGUGAUCGCGCAGCGUACGAACAAUCUACAAGUGGUGGAUAGCAAGGAGAUCAAUCGACACCUGCAGCAUGUGCGCCAGGAUGCCGUGCGGCGCGAGCGCAAGAUGGAGAGCGCGCUCCGUCGAGAGCGACACGUAAUGGAGGCGGCUGGGCUCGCCGCGUCCGCCAAGUCUUUCACGCCACCACCCACAGCGAAUGGCGGAGAGAUGCAGGUGCUCGGCGUCACCGAAGAUGUGGUGCUGGAACCCACCUCCUCGCACUCGUCAGCGCUGGUGGAGUCGCAGAGCCACUGCGGUGGCGCCGAGGCGACUGGUAAAGGAGAGGACGGGGCUACUGCGAGCGAGCUGCCGCCGUGGGCGCUAUUCGAGGAGGAGGACGAGUUCAACUUGUCCUCUGGUCACUUUGGUGACCCCGAGGUGGGCCGAUUCCAGGAGCUGAGCGACUCCAGGAUGCAGGUGUUGCCGUCCCGCACCGCUCAGGCGCAAUGGUCCGUCGACCGUCAGCUGCUCCCCACCUCACUCAAGGAUAUUGUGCAGGAGGCGGAGCUGGAGCAGCAGCGGAGGCGCGAGGGGAUUGAGAAGGAGUACGAACGUCGCCUGCAGUACACCAGGUACCGCAAGUGGGACAGCAUGAUCUCCAAAGCACAGCAGAAGAGGCGACGGCAGGCGCAGGACGACGGAGAAGAGGAGGAGGCGAGAGUUGCGAUGAAGCCACUGGCGGCCAAGCGCCGGCUCGCACAGCUGCUGCGCAAAGGUUGGGAUAGGCAGAAGGUGUCUGCCGCAGUGCUGGCCAAGUACAAUCGCAGUCUGUAA